Plasmodium inui San Antonio 1 is the source of this 233-nucleotide messenger RNA. RefSeq lists its product as hypothetical. Lineage: Eukaryota; Apicomplexa; Aconoidasida; Haemosporida; Plasmodiidae. The transcript has a single exon. The record is from RefSeq and is a predicted model, not a curated record. The annotation marks the transcript as partial.
AGGAUAUAAAAGGAGAGAAAGGCCCCGGCAGCGAAGAACAACUACAUCAAUUAGCCGAAAGUUACAAGGAUGAAAAAGGAUCCUCCUUAAGGAGCAACCAUUUCAGAAGCAAGACUAGGCAACUUACUCCUUGGAAGGAACGGGCCCCCAACGUUCCGGGACAAAGGAAGUGUAGACCAGCCGAGGAGAUGAGCAACCAGCAGAAACAAGAAGGAUGUGAGUUCAAAGACUAG